Messenger RNA from Phytophthora nicotianae INRA-310, 1439 nucleotides. RefSeq lists its product as hypothetical. The record is from RefSeq and is a predicted model, not a curated record. Bases 135 to 1355 code for a protein of 406 amino acids. The transcript is spliced from 2 exons. Lineage: Eukaryota; Oomycota; Peronosporomycetes; Peronosporales; Peronosporaceae.
GCGAGUGAAUUCUCAAGAUCCCGAAGCAAUUCACAUGCAAACCCCGUCAAAGAUGAAAAAUCAGACGAUAGACGGUCGCAGAUCCUGCACCUGGAUUGCCAUUCUCCGAGUUGAUUUAUCAUCACCGGAAGAACAUGUCGCCGCUUCGCCUCUCGCUGUUCGUGGCACUUGGUGCGUCCUGCGCUGCCGCCGUGGAGGUGAGUGUUUGCCGUGAUGCGACCUACGACAUCACAGUGGAUGCAGCGUCACUCUGCUCGGGCUCGGGCGCGGCACCCGCGGGCUGGAGCUGCCCCAAAGCGGGCGAUGUGGCUGUGGCCGACUGUCUCUCGACUCUCGCUUCGUUCGGGAGCGGGACCUGUGUGGCGCCGGAGGAUGCUGUGUGCCAGGUGGUCAACGGAGACACGUGGGGAUGUGUACUGCCCUCUGUGGGCUGCAACACACUGGUCGUGGUGGAGAGCGCAUGUGAGACGUGGGACUACAGCGGCGAUGACACGGUGGAUAGCUCCGGGUCUUUUGAUGGCAACGAGGACUACGACGAGAGCUGGUUUAUGCAGACGACGGAGCUGAGAGAGCUCUACGACUGCGGAAAUAAGCCCACGCCCGCGCCGACAACGGCGACGCCCGAUCCGACCCCUGCCUCGACGGAAUCCAACACGACAAAGGCGCCGGCUGCCACCACAACGCCGGCACCUACGGAGGGUAAUGAUAAUGAGCCAGUAGCUGUGACUCCUACGCCUACAGCAACGCCGACUCCGGCACCGACGGAAUGCAAUGGGUCUUCUAGUAGAGCAGCGGAUGUCGGAGUGACACAAUACGGAGAAACAGAAGUAGGUGACGAAGAGAGUGCAGCUGGAGCCCAGACCACCGUGACCUUCGCUGCUGCAGAUACUGCAGGCUUUGGGGGGCUGAGCAACGAGGUCGUGGCGGUGAUUGCAGCGGCAGCGGCUUUCGCUGCUGUCAUCGUGGCUGCCGUGGCUGUUGUUUACGCCAGAAAGAGGCACGUGAAGGAGGAUGUGGAGGAAGGAGGCGAGGACGACGAAUCUGCAGACGAAAGUGAAGAGAAGGAUGAGAGCAUGGAAGAAAAGGAAGAAAAGGCCGAGGUUGAAACAGAAUCCACGUCUCCAGUCGUUCCGCCGACACCUGCUGUGGUGACGGGGGAGAUGGCGACGACGCCCGUUGCUGCUGCUACAAUGGCCAAAGUGACGACUCCGGCCACGACCCCAGCGGUGACAAGCUCAUCUGACUCAACUGUGGAGAUAUCGUCUGACCAUACGUCUGAGAGUGCAGACGACGAUGCAAGGGAGAUCGCCGGUACCAACUCACCCAAGGAGGAGGUUACUGUUAAGGACGACUGAUAGUUGUAUGCACGAACCACCACUUUAAAAGUGCCGUUCAAAGAGUGCUAGCUUCCUAUCAAUAAUGCAGUAAAGUUUUAUUCA